Messenger RNA from Metarhizium brunneum ARSEF 3297, 1287 nucleotides. Its product is annotated as Indoleamine 2,3-dioxygenase. Gene Ontology annotation, cellular component: cytoplasm. The record is from RefSeq and is a predicted model, not a curated record. Gene Ontology annotation, biological process: 'de novo' NAD+ biosynthetic process from L-tryptophan. Lineage: Eukaryota; Fungi; Ascomycota; Sordariomycetes; Hypocreales; Clavicipitaceae. Gene Ontology annotation, molecular function: metal ion binding; heme binding; indoleamine 2,3-dioxygenase activity.
AUGUCACCUCACGCCGUGCUGUCCGGCACCCCCUCGAAUGGAAAGCCGACAGUCGACUUGAGCAAAUUCGCCGUCACACAAAACGCCUUCCUGCCCGCCACCAGUCCGCCCACGUCUCUCUCCGAUUCGUAUUAUGAGCCCUGGGAACUCAUUGCACAGCAUCUGCCGGCAUUGAUCGAGAGCAACCGGAUUCGAGACUCCGUCCGUCAGCUGCCCGUGCUAUCCACAGAUUGCCUCGUCUCCGAAGCGGAAUGGAGGAGGGCGUAUGUCAUCUUGGCCUUCAUGGCCCAUGCGUAUAUCUGGGGAGGUGAAAAGCCCGAGCAAAUCCUGCCGCCGCAAAUCACAGUCCCCUUCCUGCGGGUAUCGAGCCACCUCGAAGUCCCCCCGGUAUUGACCUACGCGGGGGCCAACCUCUGGAACUUCUCCUGCUCCGGGAGCGACUUCACAAACCUGCACAACCUCAGCCUCCCCAUCUCAUUCACCGGCACCGAGUCGGAAUCGUGGUUCCUGCUCAUCAGCGUCGCCAUGGAAGCCAAGGCAGCCGGCAUCCUGCAAACCAUGAUGGCCGCCCUCGAGGCCGUCAAGACGCGCGACUACCCCGUCAUCGCCUCGGCCCUCGGCCAACUACGCAACUGCAUCGACGGCGUCGGCGCGCUCCUGGAGCGCAUGUACGAGAAGUGCGACCCCAUGGUCUUUUACCACCGGAUCCGGCCCUUCCUCGCGGGGAGCAUGAACAUGGAGGCCGCGGGACUGCCCAGGGGCGUCUUCUACGACGAGGGCCACGGCAAGGGCCGCUGGAGGCAGUACCGCGGCGGCAGCAACGGGCAGAGCUCGCUGAUCCAGUUCUUCGACGUGGUGCUGGGCGUCGAGCACCGCACCCACGGCAAGCCGGGGCAGGAGAGCUUCCACGCCGAGGUCAGGGGGUACAUGCCCGGCCCGCACCGGCGCUUCCUCGUGCACGUCGCCCGGAUGGGGAGCAUACGGGAGCUGGCGCUCGCCGAGCCGGCGACGCCCGAGCAGCGCGGGCUGCGGGAGGCCUACACCGCUGCGACCGAGGCCCUGAGCGAGUUCCGGAACAAGCACAUCCGGAUUGUGACGCGGUACAUUGUCCUGCCGUCUAGGCAGCCCUGGACGGGGGGGCCGCGGACAAACCUGGCGAGCUCGUCGUCGUCGCGGGGGGGUGAGCAGGGUCUCAUGGGUACGGGUGGCACGCAGUUGAUUCCCUUUUUGAGGACGUCGAGAGAUGAGACGGCCGAGGCGGGGAAACUGGCACGGGAAAAGGAGUAG